AUGAAUUUAUUGAAUUGGGCACCUGCAGUUGUGGGUCUAGUAUUUCUUGAAUUUCUCAGCAGUAGUUCAUCAUUGGCCCAAUUCACCCCUACGGAUAACCACUUGAUCGCCUGUGGAUCUCAACAAAACGUGACGUUCACUGGCCAGACAUACAUCCCUGAUUCUUCUCAAUCCUCCUUCUCCUUGAAAAGCAGUGGAAAUUCUAUAACCGCCACCUCGAAUUCGACUGCCCCUUUCCCUAUCUAUCAAUCGGCAAGAAUCUUCACAUCCACAGCUUCCUACAAGUUCAACAUCAGGCAACAAGGCCGGCAUUGGGUCCGCCUUUACUUUUACCCCAUCCCUGGCCGUAACCUAACCUCCGCCUCAAUCUCUGUCGUGACCGAGGAUUUCGUCCUCUUGCACAAUUUCAGCUUCGCCACCUACAACGGCACCUACUUUUCCAAAGAGUACGCGGUCAACGUAACCUCCAACAGCCUCUCUGUCAAUUUCAUCCCAGGAAACAAUUCUCUCGCUUUUAUCAACGCCAUUGAAGUCGUGUCCCUCCCAGACGACCUCAUUCCCGACCAGGCAGACGGGUUCGGGCCAUACACCCGAAUCAGUGGAAUUUCCGGGCUUGCCCUCGAAACAGUCUACCGUCUAAACAUGGGUGGUCCCUUGUUAACCCCCCAGAACGACACUCUGGGGAGGACUUGGGAGAACGACGUCAAAUACCUCCACGUGAAUAGCUCGGCCGUUAACGUCUCGGUCGACCCUUCAAACAUCAAGUACGGGCAAUCGGUCACUCCUCAAAUCGCGCCGAAUUACGUCUACGCCACUGCGCAGAACAUGGGGGACGCGAACGUGAUCGACGUCAACUUCAACAUCACGUGGGUCCUCAAGGUCGACCCCGGAUUCUCCUACCUCGUGCGCUUCCACUUUUGCGACAUCGUGAGCAAGUCCCUCAACAGGCUCGUCUUCAACGUGUACGCCAACGCCGAGCUCGCCAUCGGCGGCCUCGACCUGUCCAACCAGGCAGGCGAUUUGGACGCCCCGUACUACCGCGAUUUUGUCGUCGAGCUCCCUUCCAACUCGAGCGUCCUCACAGUAAGCGUGGGCCCCGACACCAACACCGAUUUCAUAAACGCAAUUCUCAACGGGCUCGAGGUCAUGAAGAUGAGCAACGAGGCCCGGAGCCUCACCGGCAGCCUCCCUGUCGACACCCUCCUCGUCCUCCCUCACAAGAAGAACAAUAAAAGCCUAGUUGUUGUCGGGUCUGCUGCUGGCGCUGCUGCUGCUGCUGGUGCCGUCGUCUUUAUCGGGCUCUGCCUCGUCUGCCUUCGGGCCCGUGGCCCGAAGGCAGGCAGGCCGAGUGUUCCCCUGCACGGGAACUCGUUGACCGUGACAAAGACGUCGGGCACCGCCAGCUGUGUCUCGAUGGGGACGCCGAGCCUCGGGCGUUGCUUCACGUUCCAGGAGAUUAUGGACGCUACUAACAAUUUCGACGAGGGUCUCCUGCUCGGAGUCGGGGGUUUCGGACGGGUGUACCGUGGGACGCUCGAGGACGGGUGCACCCGAGUCGCGGUCAAGCGGGGCAACCCGCGUUCGGAACAGGGUUUGGCCGAGUUUCGAACUGAGAUCGAAAUGCUCUCCAAGCUCCGUCACCGCCACUUAGUCUCCCUCAUCGGAUACUGCGACGAGCGGUCGGAGAUGAUUUUGGUUUACGAGUACAUGGCGAACGGGCCCCUCCGGAGCCAUCUGUACGGGUCGGGCCUGCCUCCACUUCUGUGGAGGCAGCGACUGGAGAUCUGCAUCGGGGCGGCCCGCGGGCUCCACUACCUCCACACGGGCGCCACGCGGAGCGUCAUUCAUCGUGACGUGAAGACGACUAAUAUUCUACUCGACGAGGGGUUCACGGCGAAGGUGGCGGAUUUUGGGCUGUCUAAGGCGGGGCCGGACCUCGACCAGACGCACGUGAGCACGGCCGUGAAGGGGAGCUUCGGGUACCUCGACCCGGAGUAUUUCAGGAGGCAGCAGCUGACGGAGAAGUCGGACGUGUACUCGUUCGGGGUGGUGAUGGUGGAGGUGCUGUGCGCGAGGCCGGCGCUGAACCCGGUGUUGCCGAGGGAGCAAGUUAAUAUAGCCGAGUGGGCGAUGACGUGGCAGAGGAAGGGGAUGUUGGAGCAUGUUAUGGAUAAGAGUUUGGUUGGGAAGGUGAACUUAGCGUCGCUCAAGAAAUUCGGGGAGACGGCCGAGAAGUGUUUGGCGGAGCAUGGGGUGGAUCGGCCGAGUAUGGGGGAUGUGUUGUGGAAUCUGGAGUAUGCGCUUCAGCUUGAGGAGACGACUUCGGCCCUAAUGGAGCCUGAGGAUAACAGCACUAAUCAUAUUCCUCUGGGGAGGUUUGACAACAGCGUGAGUAUGAUUGAAGGGGGGCAUUCGAUUUCGGGGACUGAUGAUGAUGGGGAGGAUGUGGCCACGAGUGCUGUUUUCUCUCAGCUGGUGAAUCCACGUGGCAGGUGA
This is a messenger RNA of Striga asiatica, 2496 nucleotides long. The record is from the annotation of a GenBank genome assembly. Lineage: Eukaryota; Viridiplantae; Streptophyta; Magnoliopsida; Lamiales; Orobanchaceae.